Molecule: messenger RNA, 285 nt
Organism: Didymodactylos carnosus
Lineage: Eukaryota; Metazoa; Rotifera; Eurotatoria; Philodinida; Philodinidae
Source: the annotation of a GenBank genome assembly
AUGUAUCUCGUAUCGUUUAUGAUACUUGAUGCUCGUUAUUCGUUAUAUCAUUAUGAUGAUCGACAGGACUUGAAAUCUACAUUCGAUUGUCUGUAUGCUUAUCUAAGGGACCAUGUAGAAGAUGGAGAUGCACGUUAUAGUAUUAAUUAUCAUUUAAUUCCUUAUUGGCGACGGCUUGAUCAAAAUGAACAAGAAAAUUUAUCUAUAAGAUCAUAUGAAAAUGUAGAAAAUAACAUUAAUUUUAUUGAAUUGUAUCGAAAAUGUGACAAGUGCACAAUUGCUUGA